AUCACAUAUGACGGAGAUCGCAGCUAUAGACUUUCAGUAUUUUCUGAUGAAGCUGUACCACUUUUUGGACCAGGGUUACCUUGUCCUCCUGUUUUUGAUGACGCUAGGCUGUUCCGGGAGUUCCUUCUUGUCAAGCUAAUCAAUGGAGAGAAGGCGGCUUUUGAAACUCCAACGUUUGCUAGGAAACGACAAAGAACUUUGGAUAUGCUCAUCAAGGAUUUGUACUCGGAACACAUGACUGAUGCUAGAAUGACGAUGCUUAAUCGUAGAGCCUUCUCCGACGUGCUAGCAGACACUCCCCGUCACUCCCGGCUGAAGGAAGACUCAAGACAAAUCGAGUUCGUCCGAAUUGGUCAAGCCUUGAAGCUGGAAGCCAUCGUGAGAGGAGACGCUCCUACCAGUCUGGCUUCGGCAGGGGGUGUCAGUCCGGGGGUGGUUUUCAAACGUAGCCCUUGGGAGGCCAACUGCUUCUAUCCGGUAUUUCCUGCACAGGCGGUCACUGCAGCUGAUUCGUGGGGGGAGAACAGGCUGAUUGUGGCUGCAGAAGAGGGCACGUAUAUUAUGGCAACACUCAUCGUUUAAUAUUCGACAAGACACUGCAAGUGCGUCAAAUAAGCGUCGUCGAGCCUCACGGUAUCCUCCUUUUGAGAGCUGGGGCUGUAAACAAAGAGGGUAAAAUCUAUGUAUUCCGGCUGUCUCAAAUAGAAACCAUGACGGAACCGAAAAGCAGGAUGGACGUCAAAGAGCACAGGCUGGAGAAGACCAGGGGCGUACAUCUAUACGCUUUGUCUAGACCAGGAGGAGCAAGGUUAAGAAUGUGCGUGGCGAUAGGCAGAAAGCUGCUCAUGUUCCAGUGGAAACAUUCAGCUGCAUGGACAGCAUGGUGUCCUUCAAGUGACACUGACACUGUCGAAGGGUUCUCAUUCUUAUGGGAGGUUACACUAACAGAGCAUCCAACCCUCUUGACGGUUCUCGACGCGGGAUGGUCUCCUAGAUCCCCAGGACAUCAUUCUAUCGCUGAUGCUUACGUGUGCGUAGGCUACAAGCAUCAUUGGGACGUUGUAAAUGGGCGAACUGGACAAGCAAGGCACCUACAUGCAGUUGACGCUGCUAGAACUAGGUUGGUCGCAGCUGUGGAUUUGUACGAGGACCAAGAAGUACAACUGUUGCUAUGCUACAAUCAUACAUGCCAUUUCCAGAAACUGAAUGAAGAUAGUUCGCCAUCCACUAAUUACGAUUUCCAUUGGAAUUCAGUACCAUGUGAUAUAGUGUGCGCAUUCCCAUACGUCAUAGCUUUCACCUCAAACUCGAUGGAAAUUCGGCUCAUAGUGAACGGCAACCUGAUUCACACUAUGACGAUGCCGAAGCUGCAGCUAAUCGCAUCGAAGAACGACAUUUUCUUCUGUACGACAGCACCGGAGUUCUUUCCAAACAAGACGGAUCGGUUGUUGAUGGUUGAAGUCAGACAGCAGGAGCUGCAGAAGCAUUCACCUCCUUCCAGCCCAAAUGCGUCUCCCGACAUCCGACCUUUACGCAUCUACCGAAUCCCCCUACACGCCCUGAGUCGUCCUGCUGCAGCAACCCACCACCACCCUUCAGCAACCGCAUCGCCAGCGACCCCCGCCUGGCGUUCGGCCGACUCGAAGUUGGCGCCGCCCCCGGUUGUCACGGGAGGAGCCACGACCAAUGGCGGCAGUACUUCCCCCACUCCCGAUGCGUCGACGCCACACCACCACCACUCACAUGUCAGGGUGUCGAGAAGCGCCACUAGCUCACCUAUACCGCCCAAUAAAGCGAAAGCUCCGCCCAAUGCUAAGUAGAGCGUGUAAAAAGGAGACGGAGCCUCAUGGGCGGAUGGGAAACAAGAUUAUGAAUAUAAAUAGUUGUGCAAUGAGUUGGAUAUGAAGAAGAGAAUCAGUUUUUGAAGUUGAUGGAG
Molecule: messenger RNA, 1936 nt
Organism: Acanthoscelides obtectus
Lineage: Eukaryota; Metazoa; Arthropoda; Insecta; Coleoptera; Chrysomelidae
Source: the annotation of a GenBank genome assembly